Molecule: messenger RNA, 1592 nt
Organism: Silurus meridionalis
Lineage: Eukaryota; Metazoa; Chordata; Actinopteri; Siluriformes; Siluridae
Gene: fhl1a
Product: four and a half LIM domains 1a
Exons: 6
Coding region: 176-1021 (281 amino acids)
Biological process (GO): muscle organ development
Molecular function (GO): transmembrane transporter binding
Source: RefSeq, a predicted model, not a curated record
CCCGGAUUUUGUUUUUUUUUUUCCCUCACCGCGCACGAGCCUUUUAAGCGCUGCGCGAGACCCAAACCGUUAGAGCGCGCGCAGGCUGAACAUCAGCAGCAACCUUGAGAGAAAACCGCUGUCUCAUUUACAUACAGGCUUACAUUUGGGCCCAAGAAGCUAUCUCAGCUCCAUCAUGACUGAGCGCUUCAACUGCUUCUACUGCAGAGACGACCUGCAUGGCAAGAAGUACAUCCAAAAGGACGAGAAGCACGUGUGCGUGCGCUGCUUUGACAAGCUGUGCGCCAACACCUGUGCAGAAUGCCGUCGACCCAUAGGAGCUGAUUCUAAGGAGCUGACCCACAAGAACCGCCACUGGCAUGAGGACUGCUUCCGUUGUGCCAAGUGCUACAAGCCGCUGGCCAACGAGCCUUUUGCAGCUAAAGAUGAUGGCAAGAUCAUGUGCGGGAAGUGUGGCGCUCGCGAGGACUCGCCCCGUUGCCAGGGCUGCUUCAAAGUCAUCAUGCCUGGGUCUCAAAACGUGGAGUACAAACAUAAAGUGUGGCACGAGGAGUGCUUCAUCUGCUUCGAGUGCAAGCAGCCGAUCCGUUCUCAGAGUUUCCUGACCAAGGGGGACGAAUUUUACUGCGGCACAUGCCACGAGAAGAAGUUCGCCAAGAACUGUGCCCGCUGCAAGGAGCCCAUCACCUCUGGUGGAAUCAAUUAUCAGGAUAAACCGUGGCACUCUGAAUGCUUUGUGUGCCACACCUGCAAGAAGCCACUGGGUGGCGCUCGCUUCACUGCUCACGAGGAUGACUUCUACUGUGUGGACUGCUACAAGACCUCUGUGGCCAAGAAGUGCUCUGGAUGCCAAAAUCCUAUCACCGGAUUUGGCAGAGGGACUAAUGUGGUGAACUACGAGAACCACACUUGGCAUGAGUACUGCUUUAACUGUAAGAAGUGCUCUCUGUCCCUGGCCCACAAGCGCUUCGUCAUGCAGGAAGAGAACAUCUACUGCCCCGACUGUGCCAAAAAGCUGUGAGACUGAAGUUGCUCUUUUCAGAUUACAUUUAAAGAAAGAUUGACACAUUAUACCGGUGGUAAUCGAUUCAUUAUCAGUGUUUUUUUGCUCUUUAAAUGGUGAAACAAUAAGCAAACAAACUAAUCAAACAAAGAAAAAGUACUGACUUGCAAAUGUUUUAGUGAUGAGAUACAAGUAGCAAUAGUGAGUGGUGUGUAAUUACUGCAGACACAUUUAUAGUCACAAUAAAUACGCAUUUAAACGUUUAUAUUGUUAUCAUAACUUCACAGCUAAACAUGAGUCUCUGGUGAGCGUUAAUGCUAAGCAAUUAUUUCAUGUUAAUAUUUCAUUUUCACGAUGUUAAUUCAGGCUUUACUGGAAGAUUUCUCGUCAUCGAACUUUAAAGGAAAAUGUAUUUUGUCUGUUUUAGCGCAACACCUGAGUAUUGUGAGUUUUUUUGGAUUUAUGACGUGUGUGACACACAUUUAACAUGAAUCUUUUGGCAUGCAACAAUGUUAGUAUAUACUUUAUUCAUGGCAUUUCGGGUGAAGUGACAUUGAAUCUGAACAAUAAAUUUCAAGCUUCGUCUAAA